AUGGCGAAGCACAAGGCGUCGACGAGCCGCCUCAACAAGAUCGAGACGCGCAAAAAGGCGAAGCGAGAGAAGCGCAACCUCCGCGACCGCCGCCGCCGCGCGAUCUCCUUCGCAGUUGCCGCCGCGAAUCUCGGCGCAGAGACGCAAGAUCUUCUCGUGCCGUCGACGCAGCUGCAGCGAGCGGCGCCCGCGAAAGCCGGCCGGGAAGCUUCGAAAAAGCGGCGGAAGGCGAAGCCGGCGGGGCUGCAGAUCUACUGGCAUUUGGCCUCCGUGAAACGCGGGCCGCGAGAAACGGCGACGGUGGCGCUGGUUUCCGAGUUAACGGCGGCGCAAAAGGCGUACCUGCGCGCGCAAGGCGGGGGGAAGAAGGGUGCGGGGAAGAAGGACAAGGGGAAUGCGAAAAACGCUAGCGGAAAUGGGACGACGAAGGGUUCAGGGCUUAAGAAGGGUUCAGAGGAUGAGAGUUCGGAAGAGGAGGAAAAUGAGAGUGAAGAGGAAGAGGAGGCGAGUGAGGAGGAGACAGAGGACGAAGAGGAGAGUGGGGAAGAGGAGGAAGAGGAGGAGGAGGAAGAGGAGGAGGAAGAGGAGGAGGAGGGCGAAGAGACGAAGAGUAUUUUGAAGCUGGAGGGGUGUUGCGACGAGAUUAACUACGCCGUUAAGCGGCUGAUUAGAGGCCUUGAAUCGUCCCGCGGGGGCGCAAGGCAGGGCUACUCGGUGGCGCUAGCUGCCUGUCUCCGCGCGCUGCUCUCUCUUCACCCGCACCUGCCCGCCAUUGCUGCUGCUAUUCCGUUGCUCAUCCCUCUUCCCAAUAACGCCCGGGGAAAGGACGCCUCUGAGGCCCUUUUUGGUCGUAUGUUUGCUCUCGGUUCCCUCAUUCGGAGCGGCUUGCUCGCCUCCCCUUCCUCCCUUUCCUCCGCAACUGAAAAUCCAGCAGCGGCAGCAGGAGGAGGAGGGGGGGAGGCAGGGUGGGUGGUGGGGAGGGGGGGGUGGUUACCAGGGGAGGUGGUAUCUCAGCUGCUGCGGAUCGGCGAGCAACGGUCUUUCCUUGCUGAGCCUGCAACGGUGCUGCUGGUGGCACUGAUUUCGCAGCUUCCCCCCUCCACCCUCCCGCGCAUCCUCGCCCUCCCGCCCAUUUCAGCCUUCCUCUCGCGACACCCCUCCGAAUCUUCCCCCGAGGCCCUGCACCUGGCGCUCAAGCUGUGGCAGCUGGGGGAGGCAGGGGAGGGGGGAGGAGAAAAAGGAGAGGAGGGAGGAGAGAAAGGAGAAACGGGGGCAGGGAAAAAAUCGGGGAAAAAGGGGGCGAAAGGGCGGGAAUGUGCUGCUGGAGCAGGGGCGGAAACGGGCAGCGGGAAAACAUUUUUGGGCGCUCUGCUGGCCCUUUGUCCGCUGCUGCCGCAGUCCGGCCGGGCAGAAGAUUUUUUCAGCGCUGCCCAUCUGGAGAAGCUGCUGCUUGUGCUGCAAAAUAGUUCCUCCUCCCACCCACGCCUGCAUGCAGUUUGGGCCUUGCUUCUAGACCGUCUCUUCUCACUCCCUCUCCCCUCCUCCUCCUCUUCCCCACUCUCGUCCCUCCCAUUUCUCUCCCCCGCUUUCUCCAAAUCCUCCUCUUCCUCCUCCUCUUCCUCUCCCCUCCCCUCCUCCGCCCUUUCGACUUUCUGGUCUAUAAUAGUAGACAGGGGAUUAAUCCCUUCCUCCCAUGAAAGGAGGUAUUUGGUUCUUAAUCUCCUCCUCCUCCUAAUUCCGCGCCUCCCUCCCACCGCCACGGCCCACGUGAUCCUCUCUCGGCCAAUCACGCGCUGCCUAAUGGACGCGCUGGGGGCGGGGAGCAGGGCGCACCUGUUCCCGCUGAGUCAGCGCUGCGUCGCGCUGAUUCAGCGAUGGCCGACGCUGGGGGAAGCGGGGGAAAAGGAGGGAGGGGAAGGUCAGGAAGGGGAAGCGGAGGAGGAGGGGGAAGGGGGGGCAGGGGGUAAGGGGAAGGAGGCAGCAAGGGGGGAAAUGAAGAAAGCGAAACCAGCAGCAUCACCUGCAGCACCAGCAGAGGCAACAGCAGCAGCAGAAAUGGAAUCAGCAGCAGCAAGGCUCGCUAUUCUCACCACCCUGCAGAAUCACUCCAAGGGGCAAUUCGAUACAGUCACACGCAGCAACGCUGUCCGCUUGCUUGCAUCGGGGAUUGCAGGGGCUGAAGGGGAGAAGGCGUAUUAUGGGCUUCUGCAGGGUGUGUUCGCUCGGCCAGGGGAGUUUGUGGGUUUAGGGGGAGAGGAGAGGGAGAAGGGGAGAGGUGCGGACGGGAGGGGAGGGAGACGAGGGAAGGAGGGGAAGAAGGGGAAGGAAGGUAAGGGGGGGAGUGUGGUUGGGGAGGAGAGAGAAGGAGGAGGGGAGAAGGAGUGGGAGAGAGAGGCAGAGGUGGAGAAAUGGAGGUUUUGGGCUUUGGAUCAGAUGUGUAGGCUGGUGGCUAAACCAGUUCCCAAACCGGCGCUUAGCUUAAGAAAAACGCUUAAGCAGGUGAAGAAGAAGAGUGUUUCGAAUGCUGAUGCUGCUAAAAUGGCGGAUGGUGCAGGAGACGGGGAGGGGAAGGAAGGGGAGGGAGCGGAGGUGAGAGAAGAGGAGGAGAGGAGGAAGAGGGAAGCAGAGGAGGCAGUUAAGGGAGUGUGGGAGCAUGUGACUCUAAGGAAGGUGAUUCUAGGGUUCAUUAUGAGAGUCGCUCUAACGGGGGGUGAAAUUCAGGGUGGAAAGGGUGGGGGGUUGGCAGCAGCAGGAGGAGGAGGGGAGGAGGAAGAGGAGGCGAUUUCUAAGAAGGGAAAGAAAGGGAAGAAGGGGAGCAAGGAAGGAAAGAAGGACGAGCAGAAGGGGCAAGGUUCAGAGUCACGGGCGCUCUCUUUCUCCCCUGUUGUCUCUGGUGGUGUGCUGGCUGCUUGCAGGUCCCGGUUCUUAUCCUCGCUAGAAGCUCUUUUCAAGCAGCUGGACUACUUCGUUAAGAGCCCUGAGGGGAGGGAGGUGGAGAGGGCGUUGGGGGCGGGUAGAGAGGGGAGGAAAGGGGAGGGAGGGAAGGAAGGGAAGGAGGGGAAGGGCACUGAAGGCGUGAGUGUGAGUGUGAAGGGUGUGAGUUCAAAGGGAGCGGGUUUGUGGGAGGGAAGGAAGGGCAAGGAGGGGAAGGGCACUGAGGGUGUGAGCAUAAAGGGAGCGGGUUUGUGGGUUGUCGAACAGCUAGUAUGGGAGGCUGAGGGGUGGAUAGAAGAGAGGAGGAGAGUGGGUGCUGAGAAUGGAAAGAUGGAGGUUGAUGGGAAAGGGGAGGAGGAGGAAGGGAGUGAGGAGGAGAGUGAGAAAGAGGAGGAAGAAGGGGAGGAUGUGGAGGCAGUUGCACGAGGGUUGAAAGAAACACUCAAGCUCGUUGCUCAAGCGGCCCUGCCAGUCCCUUUUGCUCAAGCGACAGAGGAGGGAGCUUUAAGUGUCACUCAAGCGGCCCUGCCAGUCCCUGCUUUUGCUUCUCCUCUGAUUGAAGCUCGGAGGAAAGCUGUGGGCGUGCUCCUAGGGACGCUCCUGCUCUGCAUUCGCAUCCAGACCUCCGCCGAAGCUGCCGCCGAAGCUGCUGCCGAGGCUGUUGCCGAGGCUGGUGCGGAGGCCCUUGAGAGUAUAAUGGAGGUGGUUGUAACGAAUCCUAGGAGCAAGAAGAGAGAGGAGGUGCUGGAGGGGGAAGAGGAGGAUGAAGAGGAGGAGGAAGGGGAGAGUGGAGAGGAAGGGUCGGAAGUGGAAGAAGGCAGUGAGAAGGAAGAGGAAGAGGAAGAGGAGGAAGAUGAGGAGGACGAGGAGGACGCUGCAUUAAGAAAAGCUAUCAAAGAAGCGAACGAAAACAGCAUCGGCAAUGCCAACGGCAGCAUCAGCGACAGUGACAACGAGGAGUUGAUGGACGAUGCAGCCAUGUUCCGCAUUGACCAGCACCUGGCCGACAUCGUUCGUCAGAAAGUGGAGGCGGAGACUCGCAGGAAGCGCCGGCAGAGCAUCUUGCUGGGGGAGCACUUCCGCCUGCGCGCACUCUCACUCCUUGACACGUGGCUUGCACACGCUCCUACUGCUGAAGGCGGCAGCGGGGAAUUAUGCGGCCAAGGGGAGCCUGAAGGGCGGGAAGGGCGGGGGAGGUGGCGAGGGAAGGGGGGGCACGGGGCAUGA
This is a messenger RNA of Closterium sp. Yama58-4, 4161 nucleotides long. The record is from the annotation of a GenBank genome assembly. Lineage: Eukaryota; Viridiplantae; Streptophyta; Zygnematophyceae; Desmidiales; Closteriaceae.